CAGACUUCUCUUCUCAACCCCACAAAAGCCCAACUCCCAACGCCAUGGCUUGCUGUGCUUCCUACUGCUGCAGCGUCCCCACCGGCCCUGCCACCACCAUCUGCUCCGCUGACAAGAGCUGCCGGUGCGGAGUCUGCCUGCCCAGCACCUGCCCGCACGGGAUCAGCCUCCUCCUGCCAACCUGCUGCGACACCUGCCCUGUGCCCUGCUGCCAGCCUGACACCUAUGUGCCAACGUGCUGGCUGCUCAACUCUAACUACUCGGCUCCUGGCCUGAGUGGAAUUGAGCUGAAGACCUUUGUUACGCCUUGCUGCCAGGGUCCCUGUGAGCCCGGCUGCUAAGCAGCCACUUCCCUGCACAGCUCAGCGAUGGGCAGGUCAACAUCCUGCCCGUCCUCACUGGGCCUUCAACAUUCCCUACUACCUACAUCAGGCUGAAACAGUCCCAGUUCUCCAGGCCAUGUUUUCAUGAACUUGCCCUUCUUAAUUCUUUCCUCCUUUGGGUAGAGCUGGAGACCUUCUUUCUGUCUUUUAGGCUAUUUCAGUGCUCUUUGAGAAAUAACCGUUUUGACUAUUCAUUAAUAAACUUCAUUCUGGCUUAGCAAACACAGCCUUGUGAUUAUUU
Manis javanica (Malayan pangolin) is the source of this 624-nucleotide messenger RNA. It is a transcript of the gene KRTAP3-1, whose product is annotated as keratin associated protein 3-1. The record is from RefSeq and is a predicted model, not a curated record. Gene Ontology annotation, cellular component: keratin filament. Gene Ontology annotation, molecular function: structural molecule activity. NCBI's taxonomy places the organism in Eukaryota, Metazoa, Chordata, Mammalia, Pholidota, Manidae.